UCGCUCUGGCUCCGAGGCGCUCCCCCCCCAAAUACCCUAGCGGCGGCGGAGAUGGAGGAAGGCGGCGGCGGGGAGGAGGCGGAGAGGUGGCCGUGGUGGGCGGGGGCGAGCGCGGCGCAGGUGGCGGCGGGCGUGGCGUGGUUCCGGCGGGGCAGGGGCGGCGCGGCGUUCGCGAUGCCGUUCAAGGCGUUCGCCAUCGCCACCCUCUUCGUCGGCGCCGGCGCCACCGCCGUCACCGCCGGAGUUCUCGCGGCGGGCGUCGGAUCGGUGGACGAGAUGAAGGGCGUGGGCGCGAGCAUCCGGAGGUGGAUGGGAGCUCCUCCACGACGCCGAGUGGAGGGAGGAGGAGACCCAUGACCAGCACAACGCUAGUGCGUGUUCAAUUGUAUCGAUAGAUCCCAGGCAUUGUAUGUGCUCUAGAAAUCCUCAGUUUUUUGCUUCACAUCGUCUAAGGCCCAAAUGUGAAAUGUUCGUCUGUUUGAACUGGAAUUGGAAAAGAAAAAAGCAAUAAUCGCCUCGAUACUUCGUUGCAAA
Oryza sativa Japonica Group (Japanese rice) is the source of this 534-nucleotide messenger RNA. RefSeq lists its product as uncharacterized. Lineage: Eukaryota; Viridiplantae; Streptophyta; Magnoliopsida; Poales; Poaceae. The record is from RefSeq and is a predicted model, not a curated record.